AUGACAGGAACUUACUUUUUUUUUAUUUCUAUUGACUUUGGUUCGCCCGCCCACUUGUAUAGCCGCAGCUCCAGUACAACUAUCUCCCAUUAUAAUACUCUUUCUUUCCCCAUCUCUCUUUUUCUUUCUUCUUCGUUCCCUCUCUCUUCAAAGUCUGCAUUUCUUUCCACUACCCGUUUUCUGAUCUCUCGACAAUCGUUUAACUUUAUACCGCAUUUCGCACAUGUUCCCGCCAUCCGCAUAUUUUCCCGCCAUCCACAUAUUUUUCCGCCAUCCGCACAUUUUCCACUACGACAGAUCCUUCUCCUUGCCACCACGAUUAGCACUUUUACUUCGAUUAUACGGAAAGAUUUUCACACGCCUUUUCAAAAAUAUUCUCCCUCACUCAUUCUCCUUCUGAUUGCUUUUUCUCUUUCUUCUCAUCUCUUUUGCAUUCAUUUAAUAUAUCUCUCUCCCUCUCUCUCCCUCUCUCUCUUUCUUUUUGUCUGA
Acanthosepion pharaonis is the source of this 489-nucleotide messenger RNA. The record is from the annotation of a GenBank genome assembly. Lineage: Eukaryota; Metazoa; Mollusca; Cephalopoda; Sepiida; Sepiidae.